AUGUCAAACGCGGUUGGAGGAAAAAAGUACGAACUUCACGAAUCAUGGGGUGAGUCUUGUGGAGAUGUGAAGCGACCAGUGCUCUGCAUCGUAGAUAUCUUCUCUGGAGCAGUCACCGCACUUGACCAAAUUCCUCUGGGAAUAUCGCCGUCCUUUAUAACAUUCUUUUAUGGAAUAGUUUUGAAAACUCGGAGUUCUUUGAAGGCAAUCUGGGCACCAGAUGAUGCUGGGAUUGUGUUUUUCGGUCUGCGUGAAGAGCCAUUCAAACUGGGGAGAAUAGCUUGCAAUAACAGACCUGGUGCUAUGUACUACUUCGAAUUGAGUUCUGCAAAAAUUCACGUAAUUGGAAAUGAAAAUAUCGCUGCAGAGCAUCCUACGUUUUCUCCGGACGGCAAGACUUUAGUGUUUUUUCAACGUCCUGCCGACGGACCACAUCAAGCUGUGAUGGAGUGUGUGAAGGUACCGUGGCCAUACGAUGGAUCUGCUCCAGUCAUCGUUGUACCGACGGUGCAAAAAGUUGAUCGUCCCGGUCAAUUUCCUGGUCUGUCGUUCAUUCAGAUGUCGCAGCGAAGCUGGACUGCAGAUGGAAGUCGCUUGAUUAUUGGUACAGCCUGGGGAAGCAAAAUGGAACUGGUAGCAGUGGAUGUGGACAACGGUGAUGUUGCCAAGCUGACAAAUCACUGUCAGUGCCAUGGAAGUUGGCAAGUUGCGGACAUAUGCGAAGACGAGAUCCUGGCUGUAGUUUCUGCUCCGAAUCGACCACCUGCUUUACUGCUCGGGAAAAUUCCAGCCAAAGGUCAGGAAGACACGGUAAGCUGUCAAGAGGGAACCGCUAUUUUUUUUAGAGCCACAUAUCACAUUGUCUGGGCCAGACUUGACAAUUACUCAAUAAUUGAGAAACGGAAAAAUCUUUUGAACUAUUCAUGGCAACUUAUGGGCUUCCAACGUGAAGGUGAGACGCCAUAUGAGGGGGUCCUCAUGAUGCCGAACGAGGGCAGCUCUCUACCAUUGGUUGUUUGUCCCCAUGGUGGUCCGCACGGAUUGUCGAUCGUUGGAUGGCCCCGUCGCAGUGUGACUUCAUUGAUCAACUCUGGAUUUGCAUUUUUGUACGUCAAUUAUCAUGGUUCGCUUGGUUUUGGAGAUGACUUUGUUCGGUCUUUGCCCGGUAAGUGCGGCGACCUGGACGUCAAGGAUGUACAUCAUGCCGUACUCACAGUGUUGGAUGCGGAACCGCGCCUCAGUCGAGAUUCUGUUGUAUUAUACGGUGCAUCACAUGGAGGAUUUUUGGUAUCGCAUCUCAUCGGACAGUACCCAGGUUUCUACAAGUCCUGCGUUGCACACAAUCCAGUACUCAACAUGGUUGCUAUGCACGAUAUCACAGAUAUACCAGAAUGGACUUUGGUUGAAGGGACGGGAGAAAUCGGUGACUGGACCAAAGUUGUGACUGAAGAGCAGCAAAAAAUGAUGUUCAACAGUUCACCUAUCGUUCAUGUAGAGAAGGUUGUCACCCCAUAUCUGCUUCUCAUCGGUGAGAAGGAUCUGCGCGUACCUCCUCACUAUCGCGCCUUCGUACGGAAUCUUUUGGCCAGGGGAAUCCCGUGCAAAGUUCUCACCUACCCUUCAUCUGCACAUCCAAUCGACGAAGUGGAUGCCGACGCGGAUGCAUCCAUCAACCUCAUCAGAUGGUUUCAGAAGGCUUUCAAAUGA
Messenger RNA from Haemonchus placei, 1707 nucleotides. The record is from the annotation of a GenBank genome assembly. NCBI's taxonomy places the organism in Eukaryota, Metazoa, Nematoda, Chromadorea, Rhabditida, Trichostrongylidae.